AUGUCUUUGAAAAGUGAGGCUUGCAAAAAUAAAUUGUUGUUAUCCAAAGCCCAGAAAGCCUGGAUAGAGAAAACCUUCAGUAAAAAGGAAUGUGUGAAAUUCAUCGGGGGAGUUCGAGAACCAAGGAGAUGUGGAUGUGGCAAGCUGUUUGCGAGUCAUGCUCAUCUGACACAAACGACACACCUCAAGUCAUCAGCUACUGAAAAGUGGUCUCCAGAGAAACACACUGUAGUGUCACCAACUGAUUCAUAUGGCUUACUUGAAUUCAAAGGAUCUGGACAAGCCAAUAAGGCACAGUAUAUACGACUGUCACAUGACACACCACCAGAAUCUAUGUUGGAACUACUUCGUGAAGAAUGGAAAUUGGAACUACCCAAGUUAGUAAUAUCAAUCCAUGGUGGAAUUCAAGACUUUGACCUUCAACCAAAGUUGAAAAGAGUUUUCAGCAAGGGAUUACAGAAAGCUGCCAAAACCACAGGUGCCUGGGUGCUUACUGGAGGAACUAACACUGGUGUCACUGUUCAUGUCGGGGACUCGCUCAACAAUCGAUCUGUAAGAAUGCGUGGAAGAACCGUCACCAUAGGAAUCGCUCCAUGGGGAGUACUUUUAAAUAGAGAUAACCUUCUAGGAAGAGAUGCUGUAAAACCUUACUACACAGUACCAUGUCCAACAUCUAAGGGAGCAAUAUUGAAUAGUAGUCACACUCACUUUCUACUGGUAGAUAACGGUACUGCUGGAUGUUAUGGGGCUGAAAUCAAGCUUCGUAGACACUUAGAAAAAUACAUAUCAAAACAAAGAAUUAGUUCUCGUAGUCGUCGUUGUGUGCCUGUUGUAUGCGUGGUAGUGGAAGGUGGUCCAAACACAAUUCGUUCAAUACUUACCAUGGUAACUGAUAUGCCACCAAUACCCAUUGUUGUUUGUGAUGGUAGUGGUAGAGCUGCAGACCUCAUUGCUUUUGUACAUAAAUAUGCAGGGGAUGAUGGAACAAUGUUGGAAACUUUAAGAGAUCAACUGUUAGUAACAAUUCAGCAGACUUUUAGUUUUACUCGGGACCAAGCAGAGAAAUUAUUUGUGGAAUUAAUGCUAUGCAUAAGAAGAAGAGAUCUGAUUACUGUUUUUCGCAUGGAUGAUGAUGAGUCUGAAGACAUCGAUCUGUCAAUCUUGACUGCCUUGUUGAAAUCUCAGAAUGCAUCUCCUUUGGACCAGCUGUCGUUGUCGUUAGCCUGGGACAGAGAAGACAUUGCCAAAAAACAAGUGUUCGUCUAUGGUGUAGAAUGGCCUGAAGGAGCCUUGGAGCAAGUGAUGAUGGAUGCUCUUACCUACGAUCGAGUGGAAUUUGUUAAAUUAUUAAUGGAUAAUGGAGUUAAUAUUCAGAAAUUCCUGACAUUUUCCAGAUUAGAGGACCUUUAUAAUAUCGUGAGUGUCACUUUGCAUUAUCUUGCUAGGGACAUAAAAAAGAAUAAUCACAAUAGCCAGCGAUAUACUUUGAUUGAUAUCGGCAUGGUGAUGGAACAGCUUAUGGGUGGUGCUUAUCGAUCUUUGUAUACUAGAAAGAAGUUUAAAAUGGUUUAUCAGAAUACAAUACGAACACCACUCAGGAAGAUACCAAGAUCAAAUUUUGCUAAUCUUAAGAAAACUGUAUCAGGCAUCUCUAUGGCUGACAUGGACGAUUCAACAGUAAAUCGAAAAACCGAAACUUUCACCUAUCCCUUCCAUGAGCUGAUGGUCUGGGCGGUGCUCAUGAAAAGACAUAAAAUGGCGUUAUUCAUGUGGCAGCAAGGUGAAGAAGCAUUAGCCAAAGCGCUUGCAGCAAGUAAACUGUACAAAGCAAUGGCACGUGAUGCAGAACAAAUCGAUAUAGAAUCAGACACUGCACAGGAGCUAAGAGGAUACUCCAGUGAGUUCCAAACGCUGUCGUUGGAAUUAUUAGAUCAAUGUUACCAUGUUGAUACGAUACAGACACAGCAAUUACUGACUUAUGAGUUGAAGAAUUGGAGUUUGUUGACUUGUCUCAGUUUAGCCGUCUCUGCCAAUCACAAAGAAUUCAUAGCACAUCCAUGUUGCCAAGCUCUGCUCAAUGACAUGUGGAUGGGUGGACUGCAAAUGAGAAAAAACACUUUCAUUAAGGUAAUACUUGGAAUACUGUUACCCCCAUCCAUACUAGCAUUAGAGUUUAAGAGUAAAGAAGAGUUACAGUUGAUGCCACAGACGAUAGAGGAACAUUAUCAGGAUUUGCAAGAAACAGCCGACAAAACAUCUCUACAUGAUGCAAUGGAGAUGGAUGAACAAACUGGUAUGAUGGCCAGUGGUAUUGUGAAUGCAGGACAGAAAGCAGCCAUGAUAUUGGGUGUACAAGAUGAUGCUGCAGAUAAUGGCAAAAAAAGCAAACUCAGACUAGGAAAGAAGAUUUAUGAAUUUUACAAUGCACCUGUCACUAAAUUCUGGGCGCAUACUAUGGCUUAUAUACUAUACCUGGCCAUCUUUAACUAUGUGGUCCUGGUUAGAAUGGAGUCAACACCACGGUGGCAGGAGUGCUACAUUAUCAUUUACAUCAUAACACUAGCAAUAGAGAAGACAAGGGAGUUAUUUCAAUCAGAAACCGGUAACUUAAGUACAAAAGUGAAGAUUUUUUAUAGCGAUUACUGGAACAUCAUAGACACGAUGGCAAUUUUGCUGUUCAUUGUUGGUAUUUUUCUACGCUUCAACCCCCCAACCAUGGCAACUGGUAGAGUAAUCUACUGUAUAGAUAUUAUAUUUUGGUAUAUAAGAUUACUUGAUAUCAUGAGUGUUAAUAAAUACCUCGGUCCCUACGUGACCAUGAUCCCAAAAAUGGUUGUAGAUAUGAUAUAUAUUUUAUUGAUAUUGACUGUUAUAUUGAUGAGUUUUGGCGUUGCUAAGCAAGCUAUACUGAAACCUGAUGAAGACCCUCAUUGGUUGCUAGCGAGGGAAAUAUUUUUUCAGCCAUACUUUAUGCUGUACGGCGAAGUGUUCGCUCCUGAAAUUGAUCCACCAUGCGGUGAUGAUCCAGAUCUUCCUGCCUGUAUGACCGGACACUGGAUUACACCAAUCAUCAUGACACUGUUUUUACUGGUUGCAAAUAUAUUAAUUAUAAAUUUGAUUAUUGCUACAUUUAAUAACACAUUUGCCGCAAUCAAUGCAAUGUCUAGAAUUAUAUGGAAGUUUCAGAGAUAUCGUCUAGUAAUGGAAUAUGAACAAACCGCAGUGCUUGCACCACCAUUAAUGAUCAUCAGUCACAUUUACACAUUCUUUAGAUUUUUAUUUCGCCGUUGUCGGAAAUUCCGCCCAACUACGCUGGAUCGGGGUCUCAAGCUUUUUUUAACUGAGGAGGAUGUUGAGAAAGUGUUUGAUUUUGAAGAGGAAUGUAUGGAGUAUUAUUUUCGGACGAAACAAGAGAAGAUGCGAUGCAGUGAUGAGAUCAGGAUUGCGGAAACGCAUGAAUGUACUGAUGCGAUGUCCUUGAAGCUUGAUGAGGUCAAUGAAAAGAACAAUAGGACAAAAUUGACCAUGCAUAUUGUGGAUCAGAGGUUGACACGAUUGGAACAAAUUGCUAUGCAAACCAUAACGUCUGUGCAUUCCAUGGAAAAAAUACUGACAUCGCAAUUGUGUGACAUGGUGCUCUCUCCUCGCAGUGCUGCAGUUGAGGUGGCUGAGGCGGUGACGCCAAGAAAAAAAGAAGUCCUUCAAUCGCAUAGCGAAGAAGUCUGUAAAUCAGCGAAGGAUCGAGAAUCAAUUUCGCCGAUUUCUUUAUCUGUUGAUAGUAGCCCUCAGCAGUUGUCAAAGAUCAGCAGCAAAGAAAGUGAGGAUCCAAUGAAAAAGUUAAUUGCUCAGGCCAGUGAUGAAACGACCACAAAGGAGAAAGAAAGCACUCACAGCGAAGAGGAUGCAAAGAUGUCUUUCAAGAGUAAACUAGAGAGACAGCACCAUGUGUAUGGUACAAAGGACCAAUCAGAUGUAACUUCACCUUCACCAGAGAAGGAAAAACCAAAGAAAGUACUAAAAAAGAAACGAAAGAGUACAUUUGAACGGUGGGCAUCAAUGCAGGGAUCGGCCCAAUCAGCAGAUGAGCAGUCCGACGAGGAGUUCAAGCCACCUAUAAGACAGAUUUCGCAGUUUGGAAAGCAAGUUCACAGUGCGAAAGGGCUUCCCGUGUUACAGAUGCCAUUACCUAGUGAAGCCACGUGUGCAUUCAAUAGAUUCGGCCCUGAUAUGCGAAUGUCUUCACUUCUGCAUGGCGGUGCUGGGAAUGUUAACUUGUUACCUAUGCAUAACGAUAGUCGCCGUAGUUCGGACAGUGCUAUGUCUGCCUUCAGCUUUUCCAGCUUUACUCCUGAUGAUCCCUUGUCCAGAAUACAGAUACCAAAACCCAAACCAUACACUAGCGUACCUACGUAUUCAAGUAUUACUGAUACAAUUGACACAAGCGUGUUCAACAACUCAAUUCCUGUCAGUCCGCUAACCAACCAUGAUUACCAUACCAUUACCAAUGUAAUAGACACAACUACAGCGGCAGGUCCGCCAAGUCCCCCGACAACCCCGUUGUACAGAAAUGCCAACCCUGAUUAUGACAUAAACAGAUACAGCUCACGCGCUAUGAUGCCUCAGUUUUCCAGUGAUCCCUCGGUCAGUCUUAAGCUAGCUGAGCAAAGAGAUUACGAACUGAUGGAAGACGAGGUGCACUGUAAAAUCCAUAGCACCGUCGGUAAAACUUCCAUGAUGAAUCGUGAUAAUUCAGCAGAAAAAGUAGAGUUUAGAAUUGGAGGAAAGAAGAUUGCGAGCUUGCAAAUGAGCGACAGCGAUGAACUCUAA
Saccoglossus kowalevskii is the source of this 4827-nucleotide messenger RNA. Its product is annotated as transient receptor potential cation channel subfamily M member 3. Lineage: Eukaryota; Metazoa; Hemichordata; Enteropneusta; Harrimaniidae. Gene Ontology annotation, biological process: metal ion transport; monoatomic cation transmembrane transport; protein tetramerization. Gene Ontology annotation, cellular component: plasma membrane. The record is from RefSeq and is a predicted model, not a curated record. Gene Ontology annotation, molecular function: monoatomic cation channel activity.